UACUAGCUUCCGGCUAUUAGCUUCUGGCUAUUAGCUUCUGGCUAUUAGCUUCUGGCUAUUAGCUUCUGGCUAUUAUUUUCUUGCUAAUAGCUUCUGGCUCAAGUCCCGCCCAUUAAAUACGCGUGGUGGUCAAGCUAGCUCUGUUCUCAAUGGGUACGAGGCGCCAUUUAGCUUUUCUCGAGGAAACAACGCCCUAUCAUUGUGUUGUUUCUGGUUUGUACGCAUCGUUGAAAUCGCAAAAAAGAUCAACGUUUCUUUAGAGUUCCUCGAGAGGCGAUCAAGAAGGGAGGAAGAGUGCAAGAUUUUACGAAAGACGACGACAAAAGUAGCUCACACUCCAGUCCAAUGGAGCAGAGUGGAAUAAUGCACCAGUUUGCAGUGAACACUUCGUUAAAGGGCCUGCACACCAGGACCAGGACUAGGACCCGACCAAGAUCUUUCUCGUCCACGUCCGUGGAGGACGCCAUGAGGAGGGCGGAGCAACCUCCCACGCCCCCUCCUCGCCCACAGAAGAGUCACUCCCGGGCGUCCUCGCUGGACCUCAACAGGCUCUUCCAGCAGGGGGCGCCAGUCCGCUCGGCGGAAAGUCCGACACGAGAUGAUCUUUGAGGAGCACCUCAGUCCUCCUCCGUGAAAGGAUGGCGGACAACUGAAGCAGGGUCCGAGGAGAAGAUUCUCCUUCUUCUUCUUCUUUUUUGUCAACAUGCCGUUCGCCAAGCGGCUGGUGGAGCCGCAGCUGCUGUGCCGGCACCAACUUUCGAACCCCGACCAGGAGACUCCGGUCCUGGAGGACCUGGCGUCCAUCAGCAACGUCUGCCUGGCCAGGACACUCCGUCAAAUGUCGGACUUGGCCAAGCACGCCUGCUCCAUCUUCCAGGAGCUCCAAGCGGACCUGGAGAGCUCCGGCGUGAGACUCCGGGGGCUGCAGAGGAAGGUGGGCCGCCUGCAGCAGACCUGCGGCGGCAUGGACCCCAGACACCAGCCCGUCCCUGUGUCCAACCUGGACGUGGAGAGCAAGCUGACAUGUCACUACAGAGCUCCUUGGCACAAGCAGAGGAACUUGUUGAGAUCCUCCACCCGACCUGCUUGUGUGCAAGACCUGCACCGCCUGGCACACCUGCACCAAGACCAUCAGAGCAGACCAUCGUCCAGCAGGGAGCGCCGUGUCACCAUCUCCAUCUCUGCUCUACCACCCAUGUCCAUCUACCCAUCUACACUUGUUGCACGCAGGAAAGGAAAGAAGGGUGCACGCUGGACAUCGUUCCAAAGCAACAAGCGCUCCUCUUCUCCCACCGACUGUUGUCACUUCUCCCCCUGGAACACAAAGGCCACGCCCUCUGACUCCGCCCACUGUGAGGGGGCGUCGCUGGGUGAGCGCUCCAAGAGUCCCAUCCCCAACAGGCCGAGCACGCUGGACAAGCAGACCAACUGGUCCUGCGCCCUGCCGCUGCCCACACCCCAGGAGAGGAUGAAGUCCCGAGUCAUCAACUCUUGUCUCGUCCCAAUUAAUGUCACCGGCGUGGCCUUCGACAGAGAGGCGAGUGUGCGCUGCUCGCUGGGCCACGCUCAGUCUGUGCUGCAGAGGAGGAGGAAGCUGAAGAGGCGCAGGACGGUGGCCGGUGUGCCUCGACACGUGCAGCUGGACUUAGACUCUGAUGACUCUCCAGGGUCCAGAGAGCGCACGGUGAUCGUCCACGCCACCUUGGACAUCACCCCUUUCAAUGAGGUCCCGGACGGCCAUCUUGGCACCAGAGACUCAGGCUGCCAGACGGAGGACUUCCUGAUCUCAGGCGCGCCCUCCCGCAGGAGAAUCCGCGCCCAGCGGGGUCACCAGGUGGUGGCGCUCUCUCAGUCGGCAGGCAACAUCGCCGCCCUGCAGGACAGCCCGGACGACAUGUUCGCCGCCGCCAUGGCCACCCGACUGCGCUUCCACAGUCUGCCCCGGGACGGAAGCGGGGUGACGGAGAACGGCCAAAGCGACGAGGAGGAGGCGGAGCUUUCCAAAUUCAACGUGGGAGACUUCUUGCAAGAAAGUGGCGAGAUGAUUCUGAAGGAUGUCGAUGAGGAAGAGAGCGCCGGUGACCGAGUGGGGUCCGAGCGCCUGAAGUACAAGCAGCUGUCGGAGACCCCAGAGCGGGACUGGAUGCAGAGGACCAGGUCUCAGCUGCCCAGGAAGGCAGACAUGGGUUGCUGCGACAUGUCGUCCAGCUCGGACACCUUCAGCAGCCCGGUGCACUCCGUCUCAGCCGCCGGGGUCCUGGGAGGUCAGAUGGACCACAAAGACGACCACCAGUCCUCCAGUGGGAACUGGAGUGGUAGCAGCUCCACGUGCCCCUCCCAGACCUCAGAGACUCUCCCGCCGGCAGCCUCGCCGCCGCUCACCGGCUCCUCGCACUGCGACUCUGAGCUCUCUUUGAACGCCGUCACUCACGGCAACGAGGACCCGGCCAUGCUGGACCCCUACGCGGGCCUCAGGACCCAGAGAGCGGGCUCCUUCUCUUCCGCAGCCAUGGACAUUUUAGAGGAAGCGGGAAUCAGCACCCCUGUGGACGGGGAAUGGAACUACAGCGACCCGCAUCCUCCCGGCACUCAGGACUUCAGCCCUGAGCCCAGCAGGGAGGCCGGAAGCAGCCUGGGCUGCCCCAGUUUCACCAGCAUGGCCACGUGCGAGAGCAGCUUCUCAGACAAGCCACCGUCGGAGAAGGCGGACACGGUCUCGCACUACUCCGAGGACACUGAAGGGUACUACACCUCCAUGCACUUUGACUGUGGGCUCCAAGGCAGCAGGAGCUUCACCUAUAAUUACGCAGCCUCCGGCUCUGACUCCGGUCUGUCGGACUUCAGCCGCCACAUGACUCUCGGAGAGUCCAGAAGACGCUGCCUCUCUUUGAGGAAGCCAAAGGUGAAGCCGUGUCCGCCCAAGCGCAGCUCGUCACUUCGGAAAAUAUGCAGCGAGGGAAACAUCCCCGUCCUGAGAGAACCAAAGAUCAGCUGUGGGCAGCAGCUUCCACGGUCCAAGGAGAAGAACCUGCAGCUCCUUUUGUCCGCGUCUGCAGGUCACAUCGCAAACUCCUCACCAGCCAAAGAGCCCAGCAGGGCCUGGGGGUUGGAGGGCUCCUUGGACCUGCCCGACUUGGGCGUGUUCAGCUCAGCGGACGCACACUCGUUCAAAGACCAGGGUGCGGUGCAGGCCGACUACGCAGACUUCUGGCUCCUGAACGAUUUGAAGUCCAGCGAUCCCUACAGAUCUUUAUCCAACUCCAGCACGGCCACGGGCACCACGGUCAUCGAGUGCAUCAAGUCGCAGGAGAGCUCCGAGUCGCAGGAGUCGGGCUCCAGGGCCACCACCCCUUCGCUUCCAUCCGUGGAGGGAGACUUCAAGCUGACGUCGCCAGAGAGGCUGGCAGGCUUGGCGAGUCCUUCCAGCGGAUACUCCAGUCAGUCAGAAACGCCCACCUCUUCUCUCCCUGCUGCCUUCUUCCCCGGGCCGCUGUCGCCUUCUAGCGGUAAAAGGAAACCCAAGGUGCCGGAGAGGAAGUCGUCGCUGGCGUCACUGUCCACUGCAUCCAAGCGCCAUCUGGAGUUGCCCACAAUCCCGCCCUCGCACCUGGACUUAAGUGCCUUUCCCAGCGCCAGCAGCAAAGCUCCAAGUCACUGGACUCUUCAGCAAGAUAGGCCAACAGAGUCGCCUGAACCGGAAACCUUUACCGGGCCGUCCAUGAACAUCACCCCGGAUGUGCUGCACUCGGUUCAGCUGCGGUCCGUCAGCAAGGAACACGACGAUGAAGACCCCAACUCUGACUGUCCCACUGAGGACUUCAGCAGCGCUCCGGCCUGGUUGGAGAGUCCACACAUGGCGGGUGAGCCGGCGUCGCCCUCUGCCAAGGACCUGGGUCACGGUGACACCCGCGAGUCUUCCGAGGAGAACGUCUCGCCUUCAACGCCGCGGUGGGAGUCGUCCCCUCCUGACGACCAAUCAACAGAAGUCAUCCAGUCUUCCUCGCCACCGCCUGGAGAAGAAGAUCUCUUCCCACUCAAGUCCAGUCAAGUCACGGCUCUGCACCAUGCUGCACCUGCGCCUCACCCGCAGGUGAGUCCGGGCAGCGAGGAAGGCAGCGAGGAAGGCAGCGAGGAAGGCAGCGAGGAGGCGGAGUCAACAGGUGAGGGUCCCCAAAGUGCCUGUCAGGACAGCAGAGAGGAGGAAGACAUGACGACCGAAGACCUCUUCAGCGAAGCACACGUGACAAGCAGCCAGUCUUCCGCCUCCCAGCUGAGUGAUGAGUCGCGGUCGGACGAUGAGGUUUUUCUCUCGCCAACCAAGACUCGGACCACCGACGACCUCUUUGCUAUGAUACACAGGUCUAAGAGGAAAGUGUUGGGCCGGAAGGAUUCGUCGGGCGUGUCGCCCUCGAGCAGCGCCGCCGGCUCCCCGGGCCCGUCGGCCCCGCCCCCCGCCGCCACGUCGCCGUCCCCGCAGAAGGCCCCGGGCCCCAUCUACAGGAGCGCCAAGAAGUCCAGCACCUCCAGCGAGGAGUUCAAGCUGCUGCUGCUGAAGAAGGGCAGUCGCUCAGAGUCCAGCUACCGCAUGUCGGCCAGCGAGAUCCUGAAGAGUCCCGGCGCCAUGAAAGCCGGGGACUUAGCGGACGAGGACGUGUCCAAGGUCUACCCCAAAGCCAACACCGAGGGCUUCUCCCCCAGGUCCUUCCUUUCCCCGCCGUCCUCCCGCCACGCCCGCUCCAGGACGCCGCCGGCCGCGGGCAGCAGCCGCUACGGCGCCCGCAGCCGCCUGCCCUCGGCGCCCAUGCAGGCCAUCUCCGAGGGCGAGGCGGAGAACUCGGACGGGGGUCCCGCCGGCCAACCCUCGCCCGACUCCCAGUAGCGGGGAAAGCCCACGUAUUCUGUGAAUACCAGCGAGUACUACUGCAGUACUUCCCUUUCAAAAGUCACACUAAACUAGUUUUUCAAGCGGGGGAAAAAAGCCAAGUCGAGACGAGAAAGUAAAAGUUGUGAGUCGGCAAGUUGCCAAUAAAGAAGAAGGCUAAAAUGCUGAUAGUGAUGAUGAGCCUGUGCUUUGACGUGUUUUUAUCAAAGAGGCGAGUGGAAAGUGGACGAGGCGGCGGGAAUCGAACGCGAGAUCUUCACCUCUGCUUUUGUUUUGAAGGCGAGUUAGUGUUUUCUGGCGCCUCCUUCUGGUCAACGUGUGUAUUUAUUUUUGUACUCUCUUUUGGUCUUUGAAAUACCAAAAAGUGUUUGGAGCCCCCGGCUGCGUGUUAAUGCGCCUUUUAGAGAAGACUUUUAUGCAAAUGACCGCUUUAUACUGGAUCUGUUUUUGACCUUCAAGCUAACAGGCUAACAGGCUAACAGGCUCAAACUGUAUUCUCGUUGUUUUUUCUAGCACUGAUCAGUGAAUUCUUCUUCAAAGUUCACCUUUCACGGACUCCAACGUGCGAAUGAAUCGUACUACUUCAGCUUGUCCUUGUUGUUGACAUGAACUGUCGUCUGGUAUUUAUUUGGGAGUCAACACUAGCGUCGCUACACGCUCAGCUAAACGUGUCCCAAAAAAGGUCAAUAAAU
Molecule: messenger RNA, 5574 nt
Organism: Entelurus aequoreus (snake pipefish)
Lineage: Eukaryota; Metazoa; Chordata; Actinopteri; Syngnathiformes; Syngnathidae
Product: actin remodeling regulator NHS-like
Exons: 12
Coding region: 704-4879 (1391 amino acids)
Biological process (GO): cell differentiation; lens development in camera-type eye
Source: RefSeq, a predicted model, not a curated record